Molecule: messenger RNA, 2136 nt
Organism: Plasmopara halstedii
Lineage: Eukaryota; Oomycota; Peronosporomycetes; Peronosporales; Peronosporaceae
Product: zinc finger bed domain-containing protein 1-like
Exons: 5
Coding region: 1-2136 (711 amino acids)
Biological process (GO): regulation of transcription by RNA polymerase II
Cellular component (GO): nucleus
Molecular function (GO): DNA binding; protein dimerization activity
Source: RefSeq, a predicted model, not a curated record
AUGGAACGCUAUCUAGUCUUAGACUCGGAUUCAAGUUACGUCCUAUCAGAGACGAGGAGCAAGCAAUCGAUUAUCAUCACGGAUAAUCUGCUUAAUCGACUAGAUAUUAUGCCACCGGUAUUUAAAGAAGAGGCGGUACGCAAAAAGAAGCUUACGAGUGUCGUGUGGGAAACCUUUACACCCAUUUCAAGUAGUGGAUUGCGUGACGGCCUUGUUGACUCAGCCAAGUGCUCAAUUUGCAGCAAGAUCUUCAGUACGAGGCAUGGCACAUCGUCGAUGAUGCGACAUGCUAGGCGACAUAACGAAUUCCCAAAUGGCACGCCCACGGGCAAGAAGGGCAAGAAGAGCGCUAAUGGAUCAUUGGUUAAUGGAAAUGGAACAGGUAAGAAAGUAGGAGCUCAUAGGAAAGAAGCAGUCGUGAUACAGCUUGAUGAACAUACAGCAGGUUUGAAGCGUCAGCGGAUGCGAAAUCUGAGUAGUGCGCUGAUUGAGUGGAUUGUGGAAGACCAAAAGGACCUGGGUGUGGUGCAGAACGAAAAGUUUUUGGACGUACUGGCUUCCGCAGGAAUCAAGCCGAUACUCCCACCAGUAGAUAGUUUGCAAAAAGCUAUCGAACGAAAAUAUUACGAUUUGUUCACGCGAGUGGGGGAAUAUAUAAAUCGUUCGGCGGUUGGACGCGUCACAUUCUCGUGUGAUACGUGGUCUGGAUCUGUGAAUAAAGGAUAUAUGGCCAUUUAUUUGCACUGGAUUAAUGCUGAGUGGGAGUAUAAAACUAUUCAAAUUGGUUUGGAAGGGUGUCCACAGGACUUUAAUGCAUACUUUUUGUCAGACAUGCUAUUUAAUGUGCUUCAGAAUAACUGGGGACUGGGUAAUAAGUUGUUGUGCGGAGUCACACCCUUGAGUAACGAGUCGGGAGUUGGCAUGGGCUUUUUGCGUGAGAAAAUAAAGUCAAUUAUAGGAUUUCAUAGUAGUGCACCGGACUGGAAUGUGACGUGCCUGGGCCAUCUAAUUCAUACGGGCGUACUGGCGGCACUGAAGGAGAUUCGUCACGAGAUCGUUAAGCUUCGUUCGUUAUUGUCACUUCUUAAGUCUACAUCCGAAAGUCAGGAGCAUUUUGCGCUACGUACAACUGAUGUGGGGCUGCCUGAGUAUCCAGAUCAGCUGCCUAAUUUAGAUUCACCUAAAAAUUGGAAGACAACUGUUGCAAUGAUUUUGGAAAGCGCCAAGAUUAAGGACACAAUUAACGCCUUGUAUGGAGAUCCUACGCACAAUAUGAACAUUUUCUUGUUGGAAGAGAUUGAGUGGGAUUUGCUGGUAUGGGUAGCUACGUUUCUUCAAAAAUGCAUGCAAAUGGCGACUUGUCAAAGCGACCAGAAGCAUAUCUCGCUGAGCACCUCCAUUAAUGUUUGUAAGGCGAUUGUCGGGCUUUGUGAAAGCACUUCGGCAUCAGCCUCUAAUUUUACGGCAAGCGCCUUCAACAAGAUACAAACAGUUUGCUUAAAAGUGAAAGCUAGUCUUGAGUCAUACCAUACGGAGCACUCAUCACCGUAUUUUCGGCUUGCCAAGAUUUUAGAUCCGCGCUUUUCCAAUGAGUGCGUGGACAAAGCAGCCAAAAAAACGUUUUUGCGGGAAAUGUUGCGUACAAGUGUGUAUGAUGUACUGUCAGACACACGAUUAGACGACGAGCAAGCAAGACACGAUGCAUCGGCGGCUUACACAACGUUUGAAAAGUUGUUAGAUAUUGGAGAGGGUAUACCAGAGUACUCGAUCGACGGUGACGAAGUAGAUCGAUUCUUUGAUGCGACACUCUUUCGCGACAAGCGGUCAGAUCCAUUUUUAUGGUGGAAGUCGAAUGAAACGCGCUUUCCUUCUCUAGCAAAGCUCGCCCGGGAUAUCUUGUCGAUCCCAGCGACUGCUGUACCAAGUGGUACUGUUUUUACGCGAGCAAACUACGCUCGCCCGCUGAAUGCGGAAAUCAUGGAGACCAACAAACUGUUUAAGUUCAAUGAGCUUGCUCGAGCAUGGCAAAUCGAGCGCCAGAACUUCGGCCGCAAGCGACGUCGCGACUCUUUUGACUAUUUGGAUCCCCCUUUGGAGCCUCCAAUCAAAUUGGCGCCAUAUGAAGAAAGUAUUUAG